Messenger RNA from Prorocentrum cordatum, 491 nucleotides. The record is from the annotation of a GenBank genome assembly. Lineage: Eukaryota; Dinophyceae; Prorocentrales; Prorocentraceae.
GUGCCUGCACGUCGCUGAGGCUCUGCCCCGAGGCUCUCGCGAAGCUGACGGCUGCUGCCACCUCGAGCCAGGAGGGCCGCCGGCACGUCAUGGCAGGCCGCCUGCUGCUGAGCGAGGCGCCCCUCUGGCGGGCCUGGGAGUCGAGGGGCCCGGGCCUGCCGCCGCUCGCUGGCGACGAAGUGCCUGCUGUUCUGGUCAUCGGACUCUUCGACGGGAUCGGGGGCAUGAUCGUAGCUCUCUCCAGGCUUCGUGCGAAGAUCAUAGGCUACGUCUUGUCGGAGGUGGAUCCCUGCGCGCGCAGGGUUGUCAGGAAGAGGUGGCCUGGCCUCAUCGACUGGGGGAACCUCCAGGACGUGGGGGCCGAGCAGAUUGACAAGCUGGCGCAGCUUUUCGGCGGCAUCGUCGACGCGGUCUACUGCGGAGCGGGCAGCCCCUGCAAAGACUUGUCGAGGCUGAUGUUCGGCAGAAGAGGGCUCGAGGGCAAGAAGGGG